This is a messenger RNA of Thlaspi arvense, 528 nucleotides long. The record is from the annotation of a GenBank genome assembly. Lineage: Eukaryota; Viridiplantae; Streptophyta; Magnoliopsida; Brassicales; Brassicaceae.
AUGGUACUAGUGAUAAAAGCGUCCUCAGAGCCACAGUCCUGGCAAGCGGCAAACAUCGCGAAGGAGCCUAAAUAUUCGCAAGAUUCCAAGCCAAAGGAGGUCCCUGUUACCCCCACUAUCACAACUUGCUGCACACAUGGUGCAUGGAAUCCCGAGUCGAGGAAUGGGGGCAUGGGAUGGGUGAUCUCAAACCCAGAGGGAGCUACGAUCCGAGAAAGCUCAUCGGCAAGACGAUUUGUGUCAUCAGCGCUGAGAGUAGAAGUCCUCGCAAUCUUAAGUGCCUUACGAGAAGCCAUCUCGUUAGAGAUCAAAGACAUGCACAUCCAAUCGGACUCGGAAGUCCUCAUCAACGUCAUCACCAAGGGAUCAGAACUAAUAGAGAUCGCAGGCAUUCUAGACGACAUAUGGAGCAUUGUUCCUCUCUUCACUUCUAUAUUUUUUAGUUUUAUCAAUCGGUCUGCAAAUAUUUUAGUAGAUGGACUGGCUAAAUCAGUCAUAUUCUCCUUAGGCCCAAUGGGUCAUGCAUAA